AUGCGGGCUCUAGUCCUCUCCGGCCUGCUCUGCAUGCUGCUGCUCUGCAACUCCGUCUUCUCCACGGAAGGAAGAAGGCAUCUUCGGCCUCCUGCCAAGCCCUGGAAAGGCAAGCCCUGCUGUUCCCAAGUUCCUGAUCCUGCCCAGAGGACCCAGAAAGGGCACCGCGUGAGGAUCUGCAAACCAUGCAAGUUCAAGCCAGAGUUCAAGCAAGUUCAAGCCUUCUGGGUGGUGCCCGGGGCGCUCCCACAGGUUUAG
Molecule: messenger RNA, 258 nt
Organism: Pipistrellus nathusii (Nathusius's pipistrelle)
Lineage: Eukaryota; Metazoa; Chordata; Mammalia; Chiroptera; Vespertilionidae
Source: the annotation of a GenBank genome assembly